CCAAAGGCUGCAAGUGGGUUUUCUUUGGGGCAGCCAUGGGGCCAGGCCUGAUCCUGCCAGCAACUCUCCUGCUUCUGGGUCCCUCCUUAGUCUUUGGAAUGGAAGGAAGACUCAACCCCCCAGCCCCCCAGUUCCUGUACCAGGGCAAGCAUGAGUGCCACCACGCCAACGGGACUCGCGGCGAGGUGCGCUACCUGGAGAGGCACUUCUAUGGCCGCCAGGAGUUCGUGCGCUUCGACAGCCGCCGCGGGACCUUCGAGGCCGUCACGGAGCUGGGCCGGCCCGCCGCCGACGCCUGGAACAGCCAGAAGGAGACCCUGGACUACCAGCGGGCCUCCGUGGAUCGCUACUGCCGCUACAACUACCAGAUCUACGAGCACUUCCUCACCACCAGGAAGGUUCAGCCCACAGUGAAAAUCUCCCCCACCAGGGCAGACCCCCUGUCCCACCACAGCCUCCUGAUCUGCACGGUGGCAGGAUAUUAUCCCUCGGGGGCUAAGAUCAAGUGGCUGAAGAACGGGCAGGAGCAGACAGAAGGUGUGGGAUACUCGGAGGAGUUCCGGGACGGAGACUGGACCUUCCAGAACCAGGCGAUGCUGGAGACGGUGCCCAAGCGGGGGGACGUCUACACGUGCCAGGUGGAGCACAGGAGCCUGGAGGAGCCCCUCACUGUGCAGUGGGAGUCACGGAGGUCAGACUCUGCCAAGAGCAAAGUGUGGACGGGGGCUGUAGGGGCUGUGCUGGGGGCGGUCUUUGUGGCCGUGGGACUCUCCCUCUACCUGAAGAAGAGAAAAGCAGCUUUCACCGCUCCUGCUGCAGGUCUCAUGAGUCAGUCCUGAUGGCUCCAGAUCUUUCAUCCAGAAAAGGAUUUUCUUUAGCAAACAAGAUGCUCGCGUAGUUCCACUGAUUCCCUCCGCCCCAACACACGGGAAGGAACCUGUGCUCAGGCCGUGUUUCAUCUGACUGUUGCUAAAAUUGCUCUUGGGUCCUGCUGGGAUGGCUGGCAAGUCCGUGAUUUCGCAAGAUCUCCCGCUAACAGCUGCAGCUGCAAAUGGACUACAAAAAGGCAUUUAUUAAUCUUCCUUGAUGUCUUUAACUGGAGGAACCAUUUCGUGAUUGGAUUUUGUCUAAUUAAAAAAAACUUUAUAGAGAGUUGUCUGUGUGGGUUUCAGCAAAAUCCAAGUUGCCCCUGAGGAGCUGUGAAGGUUGUGGGUUUGCAACGGAGCCUUUUAACCAAAGUCUGUAGAUUUAUCACACCCUUCCUCUGAGCAUUGAGCAGAUUGCAGGGUUAUUCCCCCCCUCACCCUGCUUUCCCCCCACAGCCCUCUAUGGUAGGCCAAGCAGGAAGUGUGAAUGGCCCAAGUUAAGCUCCUGGCGAAAGGAGACCUUGGGUUCCCUGGGGCCAGAGAGCUGCGCUAGAGUCCCUCUUUCAAAGGAAGGAAACGGCACUGUGAGGUGGUUGUUCUUGGCUGAGUAUGUGGGACUGGCCCAAGGCCACCCAGCAAGCUUCAGUGGCAGAGUGAGGGUUGGAUCUCGGCCACUUAGAUCCUAGCCAAAUGCUCUAACCACUACACAAUACAGGCUCUGAUAGGCGAGGGAAUUUGUCAAACUUGGUUUGUUUUGUAACAACAGUGCUAUUUUCCAGCCUGGAGGAGGGUUCUGCAGACAAUCUGUGCAGGAAAAAUGAAUAGCAACAAACUCUUUAAACCGGGGGGAAGCAGGCUCAAGAACAGUCACCAACCAACUCUUAACAAUGAAGAAAAAACACCCCUACCGCAUCAAAAGCAAGUUGAAUGUUUAGAAAACUGCCACUCCCUUCGUACCCCCCCUUCUUUUGGUAAAUCCCAAAGGCAGAGAGCAGCCAAAGGAUGAGGAACCACUCACAGCACAAGCUCUCCUCUCUCCCGAAAUCUCACACAACGUGGAGCCUGCUCUGAGCCAGGCCUGCUUUUUAUGGCUUUGCAGAAUUUGAAAAAGGCUCUGUCCCAUCAAACAACCCCUGAACGGCCAGGCAAGAAGAGCUCCUCCACCCGUGGUCCCUUCCUCAUUCACUCCCCCUCCUUUUGCCUCCCCCCUCCCCUGGAAGAAAAAGGCCAGGAAAAAAGAGGGGAGAGACUGCAGAAGCUUUAGAAGGGUUGGAGCUGCUUCGCUGGAUAAACCUGAGUAUGUGUAUUAUGGUUUUAUGAAAUUGUAUUGUGACUCUUUUUAACUGAUGUAAUCCGCCCUGAGCCCAUUUGUUGGGAGG
Messenger RNA from Eublepharis macularius, 2245 nucleotides. RefSeq names its product H-2 class II histocompatibility antigen, E-S beta chain-like. The record is from RefSeq and is a predicted model, not a curated record. Gene Ontology annotation, cellular component: MHC class II protein complex; membrane. Bases 36 to 839 code for a protein of 267 amino acids. Gene Ontology annotation, biological process: immune response; immunoglobulin production involved in immunoglobulin-mediated immune response; positive regulation of T cell activation. Gene Ontology annotation, molecular function: MHC class II protein complex binding. The transcript has 6 exons. Lineage: Eukaryota; Metazoa; Chordata; Lepidosauria; Squamata; Eublepharidae.